Contarinia nasturtii (swede midge) is the source of this 1038-nucleotide messenger RNA. It is a transcript of the gene Or24a, whose product is annotated as odorant receptor 24a. Gene Ontology annotation, molecular function: olfactory receptor activity; odorant binding. The transcript is spliced from 5 exons. Bases 1 to 1038 code for a protein of 345 amino acids. The record is from RefSeq and is a predicted model, not a curated record. Gene Ontology annotation, biological process: detection of chemical stimulus involved in sensory perception of smell; sensory perception of smell. NCBI's taxonomy places the organism in Eukaryota, Metazoa, Arthropoda, Insecta, Diptera, Cecidomyiidae. Gene Ontology annotation, cellular component: plasma membrane.
AUGUUCAUCAGCAAAGAAACGACGGACAAUCAUUUGUCGCAAAAGGAUUUCUUUCGAACGGCACGCAUUUUCUUACGAAUUUUCGGCAUUUGGCCAAUGAAACAAGGUCCUUUACCAAUUUUAUUUUACAUCAAUUUCAUAUCACUUUUUUUUACGGCCAUAUUCGGUGUUGCACAUGGUUUUGCGAAUUUGAACAAUUUGUAUUUGGCAUUGGAAUCAUUUUGUGGCAGUGCUUUUGAGUUGAUUUCAUGGACAAAAUUGGCAGUUGUAUUUUAUUAUCGCAAUGAACUCGGUGUUGUUUUGCGAACACUUCUUGAAUAUUAUACACAAGAUUACAGAAAGGAGGAGAUUGCUAUUUAUCGUCGAGUCAUUCUCUAUACAAUGUUUUCAACCGUGUUACUUGCAUCCGGUGGUCUUACAACGUGUACGCUUUAUGUCUUUACACCGAUUUUCAAGAAUUUAUUUUACUUUUUCACCGGUCAACCGUUGAUAAGAGAGCAGCCUUUUCAAGCGGUUUAUCCAUUUAUAGAUCAAUAUACGGACAAAACAUUUUUACCGUGCUUUUUGCACUUAUCGCAUGGUGGCUACUGUACUGCGAUUGGUUUUAAUGGUGUUGAUAGCAUUUUCAUAACGGCAUGCUUUCAUAUUGCCGCUCAAUUUCAAUUGAAUGCGAUGAAAAUUCGCAAUAUCUUCAAUCAAGUGGCAAGCAAUGGCAUUUUAACAAAAAACCAAAAUCAACAAUUACGAAACAAACUGAUCGAUGCCAUUGCAGAGCAGGUCAAACUCUUUGAGCUAAUCGACCUAUUUAUCAAAGUAUUCACAUCGAUUAUCCUAUUGCAUUUCAUUUCUGUGGCGGUGAUUAUUGGCAUCGGUUCGAUUGAUUUUCUCAUCGCACCUGGAUUGGAUAAAAUCUUAUACGCUGUUUAUAUAUUAACCGUUGCGAUACAGUCGUAUGCUUAUGCUUAUGCAGGAAAUCAAAUCAGUGAACAUGUUGAAUAUUCCAUAAAAGCAAAGAUUUGGGUCAAUAAUAAUAAAUGA